AUGUCUUUCACUUGCCGCGUUAAUCCUAUUUCUUUACAGCUGCAAUUCCACUCCCACGUUUCUCGAACAACAACAACAACCUCCUCCCUCUCUCUACUUCCUCCUUCAUCUCCUCUUCUCACUCUAAACGCCGUUUUCCAUUCCCAACCCAAACUACACCUCAAACGCUCUUCCACCACAACUCGCUGCUCUGCGUUGACUCCUGAAUUGAAGAGCACGUUGGAUAAAGUUGUUACUUCAAACAAAAUAGUUUUGUUUAUGAAGGGUACUAAGGAUUUUCCACAGUGUGGAUUCUCAAAUACAGUGGUGCAAAUUUUGAAGUCUUUGAAUGCUCCUUUUGAAACUGUAAACAUAUUGGAUAAUGAUAUGGUGCGCCAGGGACUUAAGGAGUAUAGCAGUUGGCCUACUUUUCCUCAGCUCUAUAUUGAUGGAGAGUUUUUUGGUGGAUGUGAUAUCACUAUUGAGGCAUAUAAGAAUGGAGAAUUGCAGGAACAGGUGGAGAAGGCAAUGUGCUCCUGA
Lathyrus sativus (Indian pea) is the source of this 519-nucleotide messenger RNA. The record is from the annotation of a GenBank genome assembly. Lineage: Eukaryota; Viridiplantae; Streptophyta; Magnoliopsida; Fabales; Fabaceae.